CAUCAUGACUCAAAAACGACGUAAUAACGGCCGUAGUAAGAAAGGGCGAGGCCAUGUGAAGCCUGUCCGCUGCACAAACUGUGCGAGAUGUGUCCCUAAAGACAAGGCCAUCAAGAAGUUUGUGAUUCGUAACAUUGUGGAAGCCGCAGCUGUCAGAGAUAUCACUGAGGCUAGCGUGUAUGAAGUGUACGGACUGCCAAAGCUAUAUGCUAAGCUGCUGUACUGUGUGUCUUGUGCCAUUCACUCCAAGGUAGUGAGGAACCGAUCGCGCGAGGCCCGUAAAGAUCGUACACCACCUCUCCGUUUUAGACCCAUGAGGCCUGGAGAUGGUCCACCCAGAAUGGCACCCAAGUCGUCGUAGGGGGCAAAAAUAACCUUAUUUCUCGUUUCUUGUAAAAGAUAAAUGUCGUACAAAUACAUCCUGUACUGAGAGAAAUGGAA
Messenger RNA from Liolophura sinensis, 441 nucleotides. Its product is annotated as small ribosomal subunit protein eS26-like. The transcript is spliced from 4 exons. Gene Ontology annotation, biological process: translation. The record is from RefSeq and is a predicted model, not a curated record. Bases 5 to 361 code for a protein of 118 amino acids. Gene Ontology annotation, cellular component: ribosome; cytosolic small ribosomal subunit. Gene Ontology annotation, molecular function: mRNA binding; structural constituent of ribosome. NCBI's taxonomy places the organism in Eukaryota, Metazoa, Mollusca, Polyplacophora, Chitonida, Chitonidae.